AUGUCGGUGAUGGUGAAACAAAGCAAAAUGCCGAUAGCAUCUGACAAUCUAACCCUGACCUGUGAUGUCACUGGGCGCUAUGACACCAUCUACUGGAUGAAGGACAACCUGUUUCUGGUCCUGAACAACACAUUGAACUCUGACAUCACCAUCUCCAACAACUCUCUGCACUUCAGUCCAGUCAAGGUGUCUAACGAUGGAAACUAUCAGUGCGUCGCCACCAACCUCCUUCGUCCACACACCAGCCCUAAAUACCAGCUAUUGGUGAACUGUAAGUACUGCCGUUUUAAUCUGUUGGUAAAAUAUUUUAAAAUAUAAAAAUGGUACGUUAUAUAAUGUAGAAACAGUCAGAAACCCACCACUAUUAUAUUAUGACGGUUAGUGCUAUCUGUGAUCCUUGGGACUUCCCUACCCUAAACCCUAACCCUAACCCUUACCUUAACCAUUUUACAUUUCAACUUCAAUGGGGGGACGUCAGAGUUGGACGUCCCAAGGAUUCCAUUGAGACUUUUCCCUAUUAUGACCCACCGUCUCUGAACCUCUCUCUGUAGAUGGCCCUCUGAGUGUGAACAUCUCUGGCCCAGGUUUAGUGGUAAUUGGCUCAGUAAUCACUGUCAAUCUGAAGUGCUCAGCUGACUCCCGGCCAACCAGCGAGUACCGGUGGAAAUACAACAACCAAUCAUUGCCGGCAACUGGUCCUUUGAUGGCCGUAGGUGUCUCCUUGAAAAAUGCAGGGAUAUACACCUGUGUGGCCAAGAACCCUCUGACUAACAUCUCAAUGUCCAAGACCAUUAGUCUGGAUAUCACUGGUAAGUGGGUGGGUUGUUGUAGUAAGACCGAGGUGGGAUGUACUGAGUAAUUAAAUGUGACAAAGUUGUUUUUAAUAUGUUGAAUUUAAUUUGGUUCUAGUUUGUGUACUUGUUUGUGCAAGGAUCAUUUUCAUGCAUCAGGGAAAUGCAAUAAAGACAUUUUCUGAACUGGGGAGUACAGACAGGAAUCAAGAAGAUAUAUACACUGUUUAUAUAUUUUUGAACAUCCUCACUCACUCAUUAUAUUUCUCCUCCCCUGCCUCCCCUCCUCUCCCAUUCUCCUUUCUCUCCCAGGCCACUCUCCUGCCCCUCCAUUCCAGUCCAGAGUUGGUCUGAUGCUGAUGGCCCUGCUAGCUCUCUCUCUCUGCCUCUGA
This is a messenger RNA of Coregonus sp. 'balchen', 1183 nucleotides long. The record is from the annotation of a GenBank genome assembly. NCBI's taxonomy places the organism in Eukaryota, Metazoa, Chordata, Actinopteri, Salmoniformes, Salmonidae.